This is a messenger RNA of Fusarium mangiferae, 1158 nucleotides long. RefSeq lists its product as uncharacterized. The record is from RefSeq and is a predicted model, not a curated record. The transcript has 2 exons. NCBI's taxonomy places the organism in Eukaryota, Fungi, Ascomycota, Sordariomycetes, Hypocreales, Nectriaceae. Bases 1 to 1158 code for a protein of 385 amino acids.
AUGGCACAAAUUGGCCCACUACGACAAGACAUCGUCGAAUAUAUUCGACAAAGUUGCCAAGAAGAGGAUCUCCAUCCUCCAGUUCCAAGAGAAUAUGGAGAUAUCCCUGUCUCAUAUGAAUCUAUAACUAAACAAUGGCUGACCGCGACUUUGGCCCGGGACGCUUUCGCAUCAACUGUCAAGAGCUUCAGGCUAGGUCCAAAAGAUAACGGGUCAGCAAAUCGACGCCGCAUCGAGAUCGAAUGGGAUGGCCCUCGAGCACCAGAGCUCCCCACUUCGGUCUUCUGCAAGGCAGCUCACUCGGCGGAAAAUCGUAUUGUCCUAGCUGCAGGGGGCACUUACAGUGAGGUCUUCUUCUACAAUCACAUACGACCUCAGCUCAAUAUCGAAGCGCCAUGGGCGUAUUUUGCCGGUUACAACCCAAAGUCAUGGGCUGCCAUGGUGAUCUUAAAAGACAUGGGUGGUGAGACCACGUUCUGCAAUUACAAGACCAGCUUGACCAAGUCUCAGUUCGCCGAGCAGGUUCAAAUGUUGGCAAAGUUACAUGGGCAGUACUAUCAAUCUCAGAAUUCUGACUUUGAGCGGUUGCUCCACUAUAAAGACCGGAUCAGUAACCUCAUAGCGGUUGGGCUUGAGAACAUGUGCGUCAAUGGAUUCAGGGCUGCAGAGUCAGUAAUUCCCUCGCGCCUAUUUGCGAGACAAAAUGAAAUUUGGCCUUGCACGCUCAAGUCAGUUGAGCGCAAUGCUGCGCUUCCGCCGACGGUGGUUCAUGGGGAUGUCCAUCUUGGUAAUUGGUAUAUAACACCCAAUGGACAAAUGGGCUUGACAGACUGGCAGACAGUAGCCAGAGGACACUGGUCCCGUGACCUCGCGUACGUCCUUAGUACAGCUGUAGGUGUCGAGAAGCGUCGCCAGUGGGAGCAUGAAAUGGUUAAGAUGUAUGUGUCAGAGCUCGGGAAGCAUGGGGGUCCCAAGCUUAAUGCCCAGGAAGUAUGGCUUGAACUGCGAAGACAGUUAUUCGGUGUACUAGCUUACUGGACGCUUACUCUUACGCCCGGUGAGAAUCUGCCUGACAUGCAGACGGAAGAGGCGUGCCUAUGUUUUAUUGGGCGCAUAUGUACAAUGAUGGACGAUCACGAUGUGCUUGACGCUUUUUGA